AUGUUUUGGCAUAAAACCCAACCUGGUAGCUAUCGGGACGAUCUCGACGAUCGACGCAAGGAUUCGUAUUUGAAAGGAACCAGCAGAAAGAACAAGGACGGUGGGCCUGACCUAACAACUGAGCGCAGAAAUGGCGGCCAUAAAUAUGCAACCGGCAGUGUGAAAAUCUACUCGACGUACUCACUAACAACCAAAAGAAGAGAAGUUGACAAUACACUAUUUGCUCCAAGGGUUAUGGAAGUAUUUCUUCUCUUAUACACGCAUCCCUUCUGGGCCGCUGACCUCGUGGGUGCAGCAUACCUUCUGCUUCUCGCCAUCUAUCGCCUAUGGCUCUCCCCAAUCGCCCACUUUCCAGGCCCUAAGCUCGCUGCCCUCACCCUGUGGUACGAGUUUUAUUUUGAUACCCUCCUUCAUGGCCAAUUUACUUUUGAGAUUGCUCGAAUGCACCGGAAAUACGGACCAAUCGUACGAAUUAGCCCCUAUGAGCUCCACAUCGACGAUCCCGAGUACUACGAAGUGCUGUACUCGCGCGACAGUCCCCGGAACAAAUAUGAAUACUACGUCCGCCAAUUCGGACAGCCGAAGGCCGCCUUCUCGGCCGUCGAACAUUCGCGCCAUCGCCUCCUAAGGGCGAGCAUGAAUCCAUUCUUUUCUCUGGCGCGGAUUCGGCGACAUGAACCGAAGAUUCAGGCUUUGGCUGAUAAACUCUGCAAGAGACUCAAGGAGCUCCAGAAUACUGGGAGGCCGAUUGUCAUUCAGCAUGCGUACACCUGCUUCACGACUGAUAUUGUCUCUGAGUAUGUCGCGGGUCAGGAGUUUCAUUACCUUGAUUCCCCCGACUUCAUGCCACAGUGGUGCGAAACGCUCAGUGGAAUUGCCAAGGCUGGAGUAUUUUUCAAGCCGUUCCCCUGGCUACAUUCUGUUAUGAAAUGUCUCCCGAAGAGUUGGGUCGCACGGGUGGACGCGGGGAUGGGAUUGUUCUUCAGCUUUCAGCAGCGAUGCGCGAACUUGAUUCAAUCCAUCAUCGAGAGCGAGAAUGAGGAACCGGGGAAAUCGGCAAAUAAUACACCCGCUCACCCUGCGUUUUUCCAUGAAGUCUUGAAAAGUGACCUGCCGCCCUCCGAGAAGAGCGCGGAACGGCUCUCUCAGGAGAUGCUGAUUGUCGUGGCUGCUGGUGCGGAGACGACGGCCAAGGCGUUGACCUGGAUUACUUUUCACUUACUUGACAAACCGGAGCUUUUGCAAAGGUUGCUGGAUGAGCUCCAGAGGUUGGAUCCCAGUCAGACAGCUUCAUUGCUGCAGCUCGAGCAAAUGCCGUACUUGAACGGAGUCAUACUUGAGGGUCUCAGGUUAUCUUACGGGAUCAGCUCUCGAUUACCAAGGAUUGCACCAGACAGGGCAUUACAUUACAAGGAAUGGACCAUUCCACCGGGGACUCCAGUCGGAAUGACCAGUGUAUUUAUGCACCAUAAUGAAUCCGUCUUUCCAGACUCGCACCGCUUCAUGCCAGAAAGAUGGCUGGACAUUGACACCAGAAAACACCUUGAGAAAUACAUGGUUGCAUUUAGCAAAGGGUCUAGGCAGUGCAUCGGGAUGAACUUGGCCAAAUCCGAAAUGCUGUUAGCUAUCUCCAAAGUUUUCCGGGAAGUGAAGUUUGAACUGUUCGAGACGACAGUCGAGGAUGUGACCAUGGCACAUGAGUUAUUUCUUCCAUUUCCUAAGGUAGGCAGUAAAGGCGUGCGGGUCAUUAUCAGGAGUUGA
Aspergillus pseudoviridinutans is the source of this 1761-nucleotide messenger RNA. Its product is annotated as cytochrome P450. The record is from RefSeq and is a predicted model, not a curated record. The coding region runs from base 1 to 1761 and encodes 586 amino acids. The transcript is spliced from 6 exons. Lineage: Eukaryota; Fungi; Ascomycota; Eurotiomycetes; Eurotiales; Aspergillaceae. Gene Ontology annotation, molecular function: monooxygenase activity; heme binding; iron ion binding.